This is a messenger RNA of Saccharomyces kudriavzevii IFO 1802, 870 nucleotides long. It is a transcript of the gene DPC29, whose product is annotated as post-initiation translation factor DPC29. Lineage: Eukaryota; Fungi; Ascomycota; Saccharomycetes; Saccharomycetales; Saccharomycetaceae. The record is from RefSeq and is a predicted model, not a curated record. The coding region runs from base 1 to 870 and encodes 289 amino acids. Gene Ontology annotation, cellular component: mitochondrion. The transcript has a single exon.
AUGUUGACGAGAAGUAGGUGCUACAGUAAGCUGCUCAGGAAUUGCCAACUUUUCAGCACACUGAACUCUUCGGUAGGUUCGGGUCACAACAAAUGGUCAACUAUCAAGCACGGUAAAGCCAAGAAUGAUGCCGAACGGAACAAGAUCAACAACAAGUUUGCCAACCAGAUAGCAAUGUCUGUCAAGUUGGGAAACGGCAUCACAGACCCGACUAUGAAUAUCCGACUAGCCACCAGCAUUGACCUAGCGAAUAAGAACAAUGUCAGUAAAAAAGUGAUCGAGAAUGCCAUCCGGAAGGCAUCCGGAAGCAGUUCGGGCAAGGACUCGAACUCGUCAGAGUUAUGUGUAUACGAAGGAAUGGGGCCCGGCGGAGUGGCCAUAGUGGUGGAGGCGCUUACGGAUAACAAGAACAGAACGAUAGGGCUGAUAAGAAGUGCAUUUAACAAAGCUAAUGGGUCAAUGACUCCGACGCUGUUUUUCUUCGACAAAAGGGGAUACGUUGCAGUGACACCUCCGAGUGAACUAGACACCGAGGAUAAGGUGCUAGAAAGUGUGCUGGAGAUCCAGGGUAUCGAGGACAUCGUGGCCGUACAUGAUGAUACAGAAGACGCAGAGUGCGAUGCUGAAGCAGAAACUGCUGGCCCCACUUACGAGGCGGUUACGGAACCAGCAGAAACCAACAAAGUCGCCGCCCUACUGAAGGAGCGUGGCUUCCACAUUAGGGACUUGGGCAUAGGCUAUAACGCCAAGCCGGACAUGGCAGUCACCGUGCAAGGCGACGAAACCGUCGAAAAACUGGAAAAGUUGACUGCCGCGCUCGAGGACAUAGACGAAGUGACGUCGUUGUACACCAACGCCAGCGACCCCUGA